AUGGACGUGUUUGAUGGACUUCCAGACGCGAUCGUUGUCGACAUCUUGAACAAAGUCGGUGACGUCAAAACCUUACAUCGUUGCAGUAUCCUCUCCAAGCGAUUCAACUCGCUUGUGCCUCAGUCCGAGUCACUCUUCCUCCGACUCGACCAGGUCGCUACCACCGACACCACCGAGUCACCACCCGAUUCUCCCGUCAGCAAGAUUCUCCAAUCAUUAGUCAAGCCCUUCCAAGGCUUCCUCUCUUUAUUCUCUAAACCGGCUAAACCAACCCGGUUCACCAAUCUUUCACCGAAUAUCCCUUCCAAGAUUCUAUCCCGGUUCGACCGGAUCAAGAAUCUUGAAAUCGAGCUUCCCGGAGGCGACGUAAGCCUUGAGAAAGGCGCAGCCGUUAAGUGGAAAGCAGAGUUUGGUAAAACUCUCAAAACAUGCGUCGUCGUGGCGUUUCGCUCCGCCUCCACCGUGUCUUCCUCUUCUUCCUCUACCGACGCCGAGUUCGUGACUGGACUAAAAACGCGCGUGGUGUGGACGAUAAGCGCCUUGAUGGCCGCGUCGGCUCGUCAUUUCUUGAUGAGCGGAGUCGUUAAGGAGCACGAAGAGAUGGAGAGUUUGGUGAUGCAUGACGUAGGAGGAGCAGGGACGGUGGUGAUGCGAGCGGAGGGGCUGAGAGAGUUCCGAAAGGCGCGUGGGGGAGAAGAAGCCGACGAACGCGUGGUGAAAAACCGGAGGAGUGUGGUCCCGAACGUGAGGAUGAGUAUGAGACACGCGCCGUCGCUUAAGCUCAAGAGCGGUAUUUAUUUAGAAUCCGCAACGCUCGUGAUCGUAAGGCCGAGUGAAGAAUAUUCCGACGUCGGAGAUGGUGAGUUGGCGACGGAGGCUUUCGCCGGGAAUUGUAUGUAUGGUGAAGCGGUCGUGGAGUUGUUAAAACGUAAGAGGAAUACUUUAGAAAUAAAUUCAUUUUAA
Messenger RNA from Eruca vesicaria subsp. sativa (arugula), 963 nucleotides. The record is from the annotation of a GenBank genome assembly. Lineage: Eukaryota; Viridiplantae; Streptophyta; Magnoliopsida; Brassicales; Brassicaceae.